Suillus discolor is the source of this 510-nucleotide messenger RNA. RefSeq lists its product as uncharacterized. The record is from RefSeq and is a predicted model, not a curated record. The transcript has 4 exons. Gene Ontology annotation, biological process: GDP-mannose metabolic process. Gene Ontology annotation, molecular function: GDP-mannose 4,6-dehydratase activity. Bases 1 to 510 code for a protein of 169 amino acids. NCBI's taxonomy places the organism in Eukaryota, Fungi, Basidiomycota, Agaricomycetes, Boletales, Suillaceae.
AUGUCAGAAUACACAACCGACAUCAAUGGGCUCGGUACCCUCCACCUCUUCGACGCAAUUUGUACGGCCGGGCUCGAGAAACACGCCAGGUUCUACCAAGCAUCCAGUUCAAAGCUCUAUAGAGAGGUAGUCGAGACGCCCCAGGGCGAGACCACCCCGUUCCAUUCUCGCAGUUUGCACGGUGUCGCCAAGCUUUAUGCAUAUUGGAUCAUGGCAAACUACCGUGACUCCGCUGUUUGUACCUCAGUAACAUCGCUAAACAAAGAUGUGGACUACGUCAAGGGCAUGUGGCGCAUGUUCCAACAACCCACCCCUGUCCUCGUGACGGGAGAGGCUUACCCUGUGAGAGAAUUUGUGGAAAAGGCCUUUGCAAUGACGAUAAGUAUCGCCGUUUUUGAAUUUGAGUGCUCGGAAGGAACCGGCACCACACGUCUAGUUUAUGGUUGCUUUCCCGCCCGGACCGUUGGACUGGCGCGGCUGGUAAUGCUAGCUAUGGCCGCACCCUCAUAG